UGUACCGGUUAUUGUGCUAUAAAAUGUGCGCGUCUAUCAACCGUUGCGAUGUCUACAUUUCCCGCCAUGUGAAUGGACAGCAAACAUAUAUGUGUGGACCCUCUGGCUUACUGAACCUUUCCGCGAACAGCAGGCACAUUAUGUUAACAGCGUGACGGCAGCAUCGGUUUUUCGAGUCUCAACAAACUCCGACACCAGGAUGAAACGACGAACAGACGCCCCUCAGGACCGAUACUACAUGGUGGGACUCAUGUUCUUCAUUCUGGGCCUGGGAACGCUGCUGCCAUGGAAUUUCUUCAUGACAGCUUCACUGUACUUCCAACGUCGACUCGAUACAACAGAAUCGAGCAACGGGACAGAGGUCGUCCGCAAAGAGUACUACUUCAACAACUGGAUGACUCUGCUGUCUCAGCUGCCUCUGCUGCUAUUUACCCUGCUCAACUCCUUCCUCUACCCGAGCCUGGAAAUCAGCGAGUCGACGUCCAACUCCCCCUCCGCCAUUUCUGUAACGAACAGCUCUGCCCGCCGCAGUCUGAAGCAGGCAGGGCAGACACCGCCUCACCGCACAGAAACCGCCUCCCUUUCGCGGCCUCCCAUUUAG
Molecule: messenger RNA, 601 nt
Organism: Neolamprologus brichardi
Lineage: Eukaryota; Metazoa; Chordata; Actinopteri; Cichliformes; Cichlidae
Source: RefSeq, a predicted model, not a curated record